This is a messenger RNA of Galendromus occidentalis (western predatory mite), 1761 nucleotides long. Its product is annotated as lamin Dm0. Gene Ontology annotation, cellular component: nuclear envelope; nuclear lamina. Lineage: Eukaryota; Metazoa; Arthropoda; Arachnida; Mesostigmata; Phytoseiidae. Gene Ontology annotation, molecular function: structural constituent of cytoskeleton. Gene Ontology annotation, biological process: nuclear pore localization; protein localization to nuclear envelope; nuclear migration. The record is from RefSeq and is a predicted model, not a curated record.
AUGUCAGCAGCACCGCCGAAAGACAGUCCUCGAAAAGGGACGCCGCAAAGGCAAACCCGCGGCCUCGUGACUUCGACGCCGCUCGAACGUAGUUCACCGGGUCCUUCGGUACAGGAACCUCCUGAGACGCCCGAAAGACCAGUGAGUCCAGGGCUUGUAGUUCGUGAAAGCGAAAAACAACUAUCCUUGUUGAACAAUCGACUCGCGGCAUACAUCGAACACGUGAAUGAACUUCAAGGCGAAAACCAACGUCUCACAUUGAGCAAACGAAGGAUUGAAGAGAAGUCGACAACAGAAAUAAAGACAUUGAAGGGAACCUUCCAAAAAGAGAUCGAAGCGCUUCGAAAACUCGCGGAUGAAGAAGCGAAACGUCGCGCGACCGCGCAAGCCGAGACCGACAAUUUCCGAAAACAGAUCGAACGUACAAACGUACUUGCGAAUCAACUUCGAAGCGACUACGAUAGAGCGGCUCGACGUAUCAACGACCUCGAGAAGGAGAAUGCCGAUAUCAAAGCUAAAUACGAGAACGCCUCCAUUCAAGGGGCUCAGAGAGAGAAACAAAUCACGGACCUCAAGAAACAGCUUCAGGACGCUGAGAAUAGUCUGAAGGAAGCAACGAUUGAAAACGCGUCGCUCCGGAACACUGUCGAGAGCCUAAAAGAUGAUACCAAAUUCAUAAGGGAGACCCACGAGAGGGAACUACACCAAGCCCGUACUCUUACUGAGGAGGAGAUAACCGAGAUCAAUCAACAAGCCCGAGUUAAUGCCGAUUCGAUUAUCCAAGAAAAGAUCGAGGAUUUCCGCCGUAUCUACGAGAUCGAGAAACGUGAAGCGCGCGCAGAGUUCGAGAAGGAGCUCGCGCAUCGGCUCGCUGACUAUGUGCCUGCGGCCGAUUACGUUCACGCCCAGAGUCAGUUGAAAACUUUAAGUCAAGAGCUGACUCAGGUCAGGAGCGACCUCAACGAGAAGCGACGUCUUCUUGAGCAGGAACGAGCGUGGAACGCCCAACAGCUGAGACAGAAGGACGAUCUCAUUCGUGACGGCAAUGAACGCUUCCGAAAUCUCCAGAAGGAGUUCGAUGAUAUCGUCGACGUCAAGAAGAGUCUGCAGAAAGAACUCGAUACUUACAGAGUUCUGCUCGAGCAAGAAGAAUCGCGUCUCAAUAUCACUACGCCGAGCUCUUCUCCGGCCUCGAUCUUGUCAUCAUCGUCCCGCAAGAGGAAACGUCUUUCCUCUGCAUUCGAUUCGACCGAGAGCCACGGGGACGUUGAAUGCGUCCACGAGAGCGUCGGGCCGCUCAAUAUCGUUGAUCACGACGUCCUGCACGGGAAACAAGUCACUUUGGAGAACACUUCCGAGGAGGACAUCCAGCUCGGGGGGUGGAAAAUUACACACAAGAGCGGAGCCCACGAGGCCGCCCACAAGUUCCCGCAGAGGUUCCGUAUCAAAGCGAAAAGCAAAAUGACUUUGUGGUCAUCGGAUUCGGGCGCUUCUCACAACCCGCCGUCCGACUACGUCCUCAAGGGGAUUCGUUUCCCACCGGACGAGAACCAAACAGGGGACAUCGAGGUGACGACAACCAUUCUCAAUCAAGAGGACGCGGAGAUGGCCAAGCGCGUCAGCAAGCAACGCAGAUUUGUCACAAGAACAAGACGCAGUCAUCUCUCGCCCCAGCAGAGGGUGAGUUUCGCACCCGGCGAGGUGUUCCACACGGAUGGGAACAACACUGGAAUGGACGAUUCCCGUUGUUCCGUUAUGUAG